Messenger RNA from Adineta ricciae, 1605 nucleotides. NCBI's taxonomy places the organism in Eukaryota, Metazoa, Rotifera, Eurotatoria, Adinetida, Adinetidae. The record is from the annotation of a GenBank genome assembly.
AUGGAUGAGUACGAUGAAGAUGUCGAUCCACUUGCUGGUCCUAUUGCUGAUCUAAUGGCUGAACAUAGUCUAUCUUCGACCACUUCGACGAGCACAUCGAAAGCACAAAGCCCAACUGACCUCUUACAUGAACCGCUGACGAAAACGAAAAUUUUCGAUUUGUUAUUCCAUCUCAAUCUUCGAUCGCAUUUUCACCAAAUAUUUGCAUAUCUUCUAGACAAACUCUGGUAUCAUUAUCUUCAUAAAACUUGUCCUAAAACCGAUCAAGAUAUCAGCCUUAAUCAUCCAUCUCCGACAAAACUCAUUUCACUUCUUCUCAUCUCGAUUCUUCUUAUUUUCCUAUUUCCUCUCAUCUUCUGCAUGUUCAUCGUAUUUCUCAUCAUCAUCGACUUUCUCAUUCCACUCUACAUUUAUCACAUUUGGUUUAAUUGCUUACGAACAACGCGCAAGUUUCUCCACACGAUUCAAGCUCAUCAGCAAUGGUUAGUGUACAUUCAUGGUUUUCAAUUGAUUCGUCCGACAUCAUCUCUAUUUGAAAAUCAAUUACAUCAACUUCGUCAACAGAUCUUUGUUGAAUUACAAAAAUCUUUCCUACUAUCCCGUCAAAUCGCUCGGCAACAUUCGACAGCCAACGAACAACUCAUCUGUUACAUUGACCUGGAAGAAUUCGGUCCAUUGAUACAAUCGGAUCCAAGUGAACUCGACAAAUUGACCAAUCAAUUCGAUCAGAUUUCUGUCAAUUCAAUCUUCAAAUUAGCUCAUCUACAAAUCAACGAAUGCAUUCAGCUGAUACACUUAACUCGUCCGAGUUCAUAUUGGAUGUUCGACAAUUUUCAAACGAAACUACUCGAUGCUAUGAACAGAUUAAAUAAAACCAAACAAAAUUGUUCGAUUAUGAUCGAUUAUACCGAUUUGGAAACAAAUCCUUCGCCAAAACGAUUAAUUUCAUCCUAUUUUCUUCUUCGAUCGAGCUGUGAACAGUUAUUUCAAAUGAAUGAAAGCAAUUCUACCAAUCACGAACAAUUAAAACGCAUUAUUCAAGAUUUGAAGACAGUUAUUCAUUCUCUUGAAGCCAUACAAGCAAAGCCAAUAGUGAAAACUAAUGAAGAUAACUCCGAAGAACUUCUGACCAAAGACAGCCAUCCAUCGAAUAUCACGAGUUACCAUCGAUUUGACGAUGAAAUCGAAGAGACAACUGAUGAAAUUCUCAUAUGUCACACUGGAAAAUCGUUCAAUGAUGGUGAGAACGAUGAAAUGGCUCAUAGUCUAGAUCUUAACGAUUACGAACAGCAGUUAUUACGUGAACAGACGAACUGUUUGAUGAAAGAACUUCAAACAGCUAUUCAAGGCAAGAAACAGGAUUGGAAUGAACGUGAACAGCGUUUGCUUGGAGCUGUUGACCAAGUAGAAGAAGAACCAUUGACAGAGAUUAAACAGGAAGUUGUGAACGAAGAACCUUUUGAAAAAUUAUUGCCUAUGUCAAAUACCAUAUCAAUGUUGGAUGAAUUGAAAAAUACGUUUGUUUUGAACAGAAAGAAACUUAAUAUCAAUGAAGAUAUUUUUGGGGAAGAUGAUAUUGAAGAUUUCGAUGAUGAGGAUAAUUGA